This is a messenger RNA of Acanthopagrus latus (yellowfin seabream), 3867 nucleotides long. RefSeq names its product ring finger protein 180 (gene rnf180). Gene Ontology annotation, molecular function: ubiquitin conjugating enzyme binding; ubiquitin protein ligase activity; metal ion binding. The transcript has 8 exons. The record is from RefSeq and is a predicted model, not a curated record. The coding region runs from base 168 to 1715 and encodes 515 amino acids. Gene Ontology annotation, biological process: positive regulation of proteasomal ubiquitin-dependent protein catabolic process; protein polyubiquitination; norepinephrine metabolic process. Lineage: Eukaryota; Metazoa; Chordata; Actinopteri; Spariformes; Sparidae. Gene Ontology annotation, cellular component: endoplasmic reticulum membrane.
CACGGUUUGCUUAAAGCGGCAGGCUGCUUCACUUUCCUGUUUGUGCGCUCAGCUUCUCUUCAUGGAUGCUUAUGAUUUUCUUCGGCACCACAACUCACACAUCCCCCCCCCCUCAGCUGUCAGCUGGACUGAAAACUUUGUGUUGGUGAGCCUGACGAGAGAGAACCAUGCUCCGCUGCAGGAGGUGUCGGAAAGGCGUCAUAGACUCAUCAUGCUUGUCAAUGGGUGAGAACACGGACGAAAGCUUAGAUACUGUUUGCAGUAUCUGGCACGUGAACGUUGACACAUUGCCAGAGUGGAUCCUGACCUCGGUUCACCAGGCCCAAUGGACUGUUGGAAAACUGAACUGCCAGAACUGCUCAGCUCGUUUGGGCGGCUUCAACUUCAUUAACCGCAGUGAGUGUCCCUGCGGCCGGGACGCCACCGUCCAUUUCAACAAAAGCCGCGUGGACCGUGACCACAAACAUUACGUCCUCAUCGUCCAGCCGAGGAGGACGAGGCCCAGGAAUGAGCUGGCUGGUCUGCUGGCAGAUGGAUCUCAGGACAAAGGGCAGAGGCCUGAACUGAACAGGACUGCACUGGAGAGUUUGCAGCUCAACUGUGCUGCUGUCAUGUCCAACAGCAGCCCUGCCGAGGCCUCUAACUCACUGGCCGACAGAGAAAACGCCCAUUCGUUUUCGUUCAGCCCGCUGUACUGCAUCUCUCACAGGAGACGGUGCAGUUCAGAAGAUGACGCCACCAUCAGGUCGUCUUGUUUUUGCCCCGCAGGCCCUGUAGACAGGUCUGCUGUCGGGAUGACGAGGGCGGGGACAGAUCCCAUGAGUCCGCAGUUUGACACUGACGGUGAGGCUUCUGACGAACCUGUUGCCCGCCAUUCAUUUGUCUCUGGGAACACAGUUUCGCCUCUGCACCAACAGCUGAUGCACACUGUCGAGUCUUCUCCAGAGAGCACGGCUGUCCACGAGGAGGCGCCCGAGUCAGCCCUGUUCCUCAGAGGGAGAUCCAUCUCUGACAGUGUGGCUGAGCAGGACGAGGAAGUGUCGCCUCAAGCCUUCAUGGCCUCCCCGGCCUCAAGCAGACUGAGCAAAAGAGAGAAGAACCGCUUGAAGGGUCUGCGGAGGAAACAGAGGAGGAGAGAGCGAUGGCUGCACAGUCAGCUGGAGCAGGAGCAGGCUGAGAGUCUAAGCACCUCACUGUUGGACAGUGAGGAGGAGGACCGAGAGGGCCUCACCUGCGCGGUGUGUCUCGACAUCUACUUCAGCCCUUACAGCUGUCAGCCCUGCGGUCACACCUUCUGCGAGCCAUGUCUCCGCACCAUCGCCAAGAACCGACCGACGAACACAACCUGCCCCCUCUGCCGCACCCUCAUCUCCCACACCAGCUUCCACAAGGAGCUCAACCAAACAGCGAAGACCUUCUUCCCCAAAGUGUACUACGCCCGCAAGCAAAGCUUCCAGGGUGCUUCGUGUGAAAAAUGGCCUCUGCCCAGCUGUCGCAAGCGCUUCCAUACCUUCUGGGGAGAGCAGAGACGGGCAGCGAUGGCCGGAAGACGCCUGCACUUUGCCCAUGGAGGCUUCACGUUGGAUGCUUUCGACCUCACCGACAUGCGCGGCUGGCUGUUUGACAUCGGUCUGGUCAUCGUCUACAUCCACUCAAUCAACUGGAUCCUGUUUUUCCUGUUCUUCUGUUUGCUCAUGUACUACUUCUUCUUUUGAAAAACUGAGAAGCUUCUGCAGUCUGAGUCCGCAGUGUUUUUUCUUUCAAGAGAAGGAGUUAAGUGUGUUUUUUCUGGUUUCACUAGUUGGAAAGAGCCACAAGUCAAACCUCUUUAUAUUAAUGGUGAAGAAUCGCAGAAAUAGGAGACAUGGAUGAUGUGAAGAGCAGGGAUCGGAACAAUUUUAAGCUUAAAAUUUGCACAAAUGGUUGGAAAAGUUUACAAUAUCGUUUAACUGACUUCAGACGAACUUCAAAAAUUUGAUGAUGAUUUGAAUGUUGUUUUUUUUGUUGGCCUGUGUGCAAUAACAAACUGGGAGGUGUCCUCUCAGUCAGAAAUAAUGGAUGAGGCUGAAGACACCACUGCCGAAAGCAGAAUGGUGCUUCUUCUUUUAAUGCUGUUAUUUUUGACAUCAGUGGUAGCUCAUCAAGUGUGGUGUUUGGUAAUGAAACCCUUGUUUGAUGGUAGAACAGUUUGGUGAUAAUGGAAGUGAUCAUCAGACACAAAAUAGAGGAUUGAUACCACACUUUGUGCAGAUUUGUGCCUUGAGCACUGGAGCUUGGAAGCGAUUAGCCUUGCUUAGUGUAAAGACUGGCAGCAAGGGAAAGCAGCGAGCCAGGCUUGGUCCAAAGUUUUGAAAAUAGGCUUACCAACUCUGAAGCCCCUUUUACAGUCUGUUUAAAGAGGGAAUGUUGUGCCCUUAUGCUGCCUCGCUGAAUUGUAUUAAAUUUAAGAAGACAAAACUGCACCUCAGUACUGAGGUGAUGGAUAAACUGAUCUUAUUUUCAAGAAAUUGUUAAAAAGUGUAUCCAUCCAUGAACCAUAAUUUUUUGCUUCUGUUUGUGUAUGGAUGACCAAGAGAGAUAUGUUAUAGUUAAUGACCUUUAGCAGUGUCAGUAAGUGUAUUUUUAGCUAGUGGCUGUGCUAGGCUAACCACAUCCUUGCUCCAGCUCUGUGCAUUACUUAAUGUAUAGACAUAAGAUAACUGAUGGCAUUUUUCAUCUAACUCCCUAGCGAAGGCAAAUAAGUUAUAUUCCCAAAAUAUUGAGUUAUUUCUUAUAUGAAGCACAGGUGGGAUGUUGGGAGACAAAGUGAUACGAAGAAAAUAUGAUGUCAGCAAUAAAUGCGUACAAAACCUCAAUGAGCUUUACAAUCUGUACAGUUAACGACACCCUCCAUCUUCAGACCCUCAGUUCCAGUGAGGAAAAAAAUAACGUUUAAACAAGGGAAAAAAAUGUUGGAAGAACCCUCUCCUAGGCGGACAGACACGCAAUAGAUGUCGCCUGUACAGAAAAGAACAAUAAAAUCACAGUGUACAAGUUGCAUUGACAGAACAUCUGAUUCAGCGAUAAGCUUCAUGAUUAAAUUACAUAGAAAUCCUGCUUGUUACAUUAUGGGACCAUAAAAAUGUAGCGUGAGACUCAUCAGUCACUUGUAAUCUUGCUUUAGCAUCACCAGAGGAAGUUUAGUCCAUGUAUUUAGUUGAGUGAUGCUCAGCGAAAUCAUGUUGAUUUAAGAUCAAAUUUGAAGUGCUUUCUUGUACAUAUUGUUUUAUUUACAAUGCAGAGGGAUGCUCAGAACCCAAAUACCUGAGUAAAGACAGCAGAAAAUAUUUAGCGGGGUGAAUGAUUGUUUGAUUGAGGGGUUUGACAGCAGCAGGAGUGUAAAGAACAGACAGAAAGUCAGAUUCACAAUUGUGUAAAAUACUCAUUUCAGUAUCGUGCCUUUGCUUAGUCUGUGCCUUAUGUCAGAAACCAGUGCUAUGAAACUGGAAACAUGCAACUUUGAGUUCUAGCUCUCUGGCAAAAGACUCUAUUGUAUACACUAUAUUUGUAUGAAACAAGAAAGAAGUUUAGAUAACAUAAAUGGUGUCUAUUUCUUAAAGGAAAAGAAGUCUGUGGAAGUUACAAAAGUCUGAAAAAAAGAUCUACAUUCAAAUUAACUUGAGCUAUAUGUCUGUGUAUUUUUUUAAAUUUAAAUAUGGGGUCAAAUUUUGCAUAUUGAUGUGUUUUAAUUGUAUUAUGUAGAAAAAAAAUAUGGUGUCUGCUUGUGUUACGUAGAAAAAAAUGGUGUCUGAUUAUUGUCUGGAUUAACCUCUCCGAGUUGUUUUUGUUUGCUCCACAGGUUCAGUAUUAAAAAAGAUAAAAGCAAAA